CUCAGCCCUGGUGUUAGUGAGUGGAUAACCAGUCGACAAGCAAGAGUGCCAGGACUCUUCUGUCUCACAGCAGCACUGUUAUUGGCUUGAUCCAAUAGGAGAACAACGGAGACACUUGCAGAUUGCCAGUACUGCACGGCAGACCUGAGCGAGGUGUUCCCAGUCCCCUGGCACGAAGAACGCAAAGAGAGAAAGAGAGAGAGCGGGAGAGAGGAAAAGAGAGAGCAUUCAGUUAAAAGCCGCAGUUGCCCGUCUCAGCUUUGACUUUACAAAGGGAAUUUACAGAUUAAUUUGAGAUGUCACUGUUCAGAAUGAAAAUCCAGCCAAAUCAGAAGAUGGAUUUAAUGUGUUAGACAAAAAUAAAUGACCGUUGACAACUAGAAGAUACGGGGAAGUAUUGUUUGUGUGUAAACCUUGUUAAAUUCUGCAAGAAUUGCUUUUCUUCUUUUAAAACACAAUGUCGGGGCUGUCCAGAGCUGAAGAGUGCACAGUCUAUUGGAAAGUAUCCCAUACUUCAGGCGCAGAAGGUGUGAGACAGAUUAAUAGGACAACCAGCAGCGAUGGGACUAAAACCUGCUCCAGACUUUAUCUUGCCUUCAUAUUAAUACUGCUCACACUGACACCGCAAGUGGACUCGUCCUGGUGGUAUAUUGGGGCUCUGGGAGCUCGUGUGAUCUGUGACAACAUCCCAGGACUGGUGAACAAGCAGCGGCAGUUGUGUCAGAAGCAUCCUGACAUCAUGCAAUCAAUAGGGGAAGGAGCCUUGGAGUGGAUACGGGAAUGCCAGCAGCAAUUCCGGCAUCACAGGUGGAACUGUAGCACCCUGGCCAGGGACCACACUGUAUUUGGCAAAGUAAUGUUGCGUAGUAGCAGAGAGGCUGCUUUUGUCUAUGCCAUAUCGUCUGCUGGGGUUGUGUAUGCUCUCACACGGGCCUGUAGCCAAGGGGACCUGAAUACCUGUGGCUGUGACCCACGCAAGAGGGGCAAGGCCCGGGACCUGAGAGGGGAAUUUGACUGGGGAGGCUGCAGUGACAACAUCAACUACGGAAUCAAGUUCUCCAAGGCCUUCGUAGAUGCUAAGGAGAAGAAGGAGAAAGAUGCCAGGGCACUGAUGAAUCUCCACAAUAACCGAUGCGGCAGGAUGGCUGUAAAGCGGUUCAUGAAGCUAGAGUGCAAAUGCCACGGAGUGAGUGGUUCGUGUACACUGAGGACUUGUUGGUUAGCAAUGUCGGACUUUAGAAAAACCGGAGAUUACCUGAGGAAAAAAUAUAACCUGGCAAUCCAGGUGACGAUGAACCAGGAUGGAACUGGUUUCACAGUCGCCAACAGGCACUCGGGCAGGCUGAUCAAAAACGAGCUGGUGUACUUCGAAAACUCGCCUGAUUACUGCAUCAUGGAUAAGUCAGCAGGGUCCUUGGGCACAGCCGGGAGAGUUUGCAACAAGUUCUCCAGGGGCAUGGAUGGGUGUGAAGUGAUGUGCUGCGGCCGGGGCUAUGACACGACGCGGGUUGCACGCGUCACCAAGUGCGAGUGCAAGUUCCACUGGUGCUGUGCCGUCAAGUGCAAGGAAUGCCAGGAGACAGUCGACUUCCACACCUGCAAAGCACCGAAACGUGCAGAGUGGCUGGAUCAGACUUGAUUACAAUGAGCAGCGCUGUCUUAAUAUGGGAUAUGCGUGAAGCGCGUGGCAUUUUGGGAGUUGUAGUUUAGCUGCAUGGCUUUUCAUUUUAGUUAAUACUCUGCAAAGCACUAAGGUGGACUACACCUCCCAGGGGACCAUUUUGAACCAUUGGACAUGUUCAGUAAAUUACCGCAUAUUCCUUUUCAAUGGGGGAAUAGCAAUCUAAGCAUAAAUCCUGAACAUUACAAUUUGCAAUGUUUUAUUUUAAAUGGAACCGUGCAAUUGCCCAUUGAAAAGAGACAUUAUAAAAUGAAGGACGUGGCUCCUAUAGCUGUCAAGUAAUGAGGAUCUCCCCGUAGCAUCAGCCACAUGCAACUAGUAUCUCCAGCCUGGUAUUUCUUAUUUUUUUAUUGGUAUGUCAAUGCCUUAUUAAUAAGUGGAAAAGCUGCUGACUGCUCCUUGCGAUCAUUCGGAGGGAUGUGAAGCUGCAUACUGUACCAGAAAACAAGGGCUUGCACUUUCUAAAGGCAAUUGUGUAACUGCAUUAACUAGACAACCUGCACUAUGGACAUUAGCUAUGAAAGGAUAGCAGAGUGUGUGUGUGUGUGUGUGAGAGAGAGAGAGCGAGAGAGAGCGAGAGUGUGAAGGAAAGAAACCUAUUGGGAUAUGACUAUCUGUUGAUUUGAACAUAUCAGGAGCUACAGCCUUCAAACUGUAAAGGGAUGUCUGUAACGACAUUGGGAGUAAGGUUAAGCUCUGGUUUGCUGCUGCUGAUUUCAAUAGUGCAACUCGCCUGUACUUUUUUAUGGUCUAAUUUUUUUUAAUAUUGUAAUAAUUCUUACACUGCUACCAGUAUGUUAAUAUUUGCCAGACUCCAAGUGCUAUUCCUGCAGUCUAGGUUGAUGCAAACAGUUGCAUUACACACUGUACUGUAGUUUUAAGACAUCCCACGUAAGUAUCUUGUUUGUAAUUUCACAGAGAAACUUUUUUUUCUAAUUAAAGUGAGAAAAAAAAAAACGGGAUGGACUCCAUGCCCUGAAUAUUUAAAGCUCUGCCUCCUGAUAGAGAUCACUCAAGAAAGUAAUCUUAGACUGAGAGCCCACCGCCUGAGUGACAUUACGAAGCACAUUUUCACAGAAGGGCUAUUGAGAAUCGGGAACGUCUAGCCCCAAUGGUGCGGUUUGGCUGGAGUGAAGGAUCUGUACAGACACACGACCCCUUGAGCUGAGCACGAAGCAUCCUGAAACUGUAAAAGACCCAUGAUGCUAUUUAUGAUCCAAUGCAUAACAUUUCAAUCUAAAGAUAUAGUGGCAAAUCUAAGUUAUCGUAAAGAGCCCAGCAAGUACCAUUAACUUGCAUCAAGAUCUAUUUGCUGUUGUUUGUUUGUUUCUUGCAUUUCUGUGUAAACUUGGAGUUUGGUGCUUUUCUUCGUUGCUCUGUUAUAUAUUGGCUUAUAGAUACUGUAUAAAGAGGGAACUGCUCAUAUACUGAAUUCUGUAUUUGGGUACCACUGUUCAAGGGGAAAUGAUUUAUCUGAAGGAUUACAAAUUAGAAGGGUCUCGACCCGAAACGUCACCCAUUCCUUCUAUCCAGAGAUGCUGCCUGUCCCGCUGAGUUACUCCAGCAUCUUGUGUCUCUCUUCAACAUAAACCCGCAUCUCUCAGUCCUUCCUACACAGGGUGACACUCAUCUUUAGUGGUGUUGGGUGAGUGCCCCAGUUACGGCUCUCCAUGCUCCUUAGUUUUAACAGAAUGUAAUCCCAGUGUUUGUGCCAUUAACACAUUCAGAGGACAUCGCCACUGAGGUAAUACGAUAUUUUGGUUUAUAACUUCAAUGCACAAACUCUGUAUCCUCGUACAUUAUUUCAUAAUAGCAAAUCAAGGAGGCUUCCAUCCCAUUAGUGGAGGCUAGAGCUCAAUGAUAGUGCCAAUGUGAAAUUACCAUGUCCAAGUACAAUGCAGAAUCAAUGAACUGAGCAGUUCCACCUCCAUACAGUAUCUGAAGCUGGUGUAUUGAUUUAAACCCCACACACUCCACCCUAAACAUCACCCAUUCCUUCUCUCCAGAGAUGCUGCUUGUCCCGCUGAGUUACUCCAGCAUUUUGUGUCUAUCUACAGAAUGACAAUGGUGUUUGCUGACACGAGACACGCUUUAGUCAUCCCGUCCGAUAAUAACUAGACGAAACACUGUCAAUAUGCUACAUGAAAAUGCUAGUGGGUUACUGGAGACAGUGACCAUAAGGUGACAAGUAAAUGACUGGGUACAUUUGUCAGGAAGGGUUGGGUAAGUGGAUGAAGCUUGUCUCUGGAAGAGAGAGAACUUAGAGAGGCCCUGACAGGGAUCAUUAAAAUAACAGGCUUUGUUUCAAUGGAUAAGGAGAAAACUGGUCCAGCAGAAAUUAUUUCAGUGAUCAUUGACAAAUGAAGGCAAUUCAUGUAGAGAUGAUUGAAGUGGAGAUGAACGACACUGUGGCGGGGAAACCUGAUGUAGACAGGAGGGAAUAAUGAAGGGAAAGACAGGAUGUGAAGUCGGAACUAGAAUGGGAAGCAACUCAUGGAGUAUAAACACUGGUAGAGAACACUUGGACAAAAUGUCCUGUUCUGUCUAUAAUAUAAACAAAAUUCUGGAAACAAUCUGCAUAUCAAGUAGAAUCUGUGAAGACAUAAGAAAGUCAACAUUUUAGGUCAAUGAUCAUUCAUUAGAUUGGAAAGCUCGAGAUUUAAUAGUUUUAAUUAAACGCAGAGCCCGGGAUGUCAGGAUGAGAAAAAAGGGAAGAACAAAAGGAAAGAUCUGUGAUAAAGUGCAGGGCAUGACUGAUGAAGUGAUAAAUAGAUAAUGGUUUAUUUGUGACUGUAUCCCACACGGGUUUAAAGUGUGGCCUGGACUGCAGACGCAGCAAUAGCUGGUUGUGUUGCUGGAGCCAGUUAGAGAUGAAGACGCCCGUGAGCCUUCUCAUGCACGACGGUGGGAUUGAUUGCCUGUUGGUGAUGGGGUCACGGUGCAUUGUUUCAGACCACCCAGUGUAUAUUACACCUUCCAUUCUGUGCUGCCCCAGGGGAAAAUUCCAACGUCCACUAGCCUCUGAGAGAUGAAGGGGAUUGUGGUGGAUGAAAGGCUGUCUUCCUCACAGUCAGUAGUUCCCAACCUCAAACAGCUCUCCUGUCUCCCCUCAUAUCCUCCUAACACCACUACUAAUCACCCCACCUCCACUGCCCCGAACCCAAAUCCACAAUCCCUGGCUUAGCUACAGGGUUGUCCUUCACUUAUAGAAACAUAGAAAGUAGGUGCAGGAGUAGGCCAUUCAGCCCUGCGAGCCAGCACCGCCAUCGAAUAUGAUCACGGCUGAUCAAUUAUAUCUUUUUUGAGUUUGGCUGUUGACACUGUGUUCUUAGUAAAAGUAUCGCUAUCAGAUAUUGGGCUUUCUAAGCUUUGGCCUUGAAAACCUAAUGUGACUAAAUUCCCCAUAGUCACUGAAGGAACCAUGAGAGAGGAUAAUUUACCAACUAUAAUGAUCUACAGGUUUAGGUCUCUAAAGGUUAAUUACGAGAUUGGAAUCUUUUUAAUUUCCUUAUUUGUUUCAUCAUAAUUUCCUAAGCUUUGAAUUGCUAUUUCCACUGGCCACAGUACACACGUUCCUCUUUGCCAGGUUAUAGGUUUAUUGGGAUAUUGUGGUGAUGUGGACAUCACUGGUGGAGGCACGAACAUGUUGCCCGUCAAAGGUGCCGCCUUGAGAGGUGGUGGUAGGCAAUGCCAUCACAAAGGGCAGUUAGGGGUCAGGGGCACUAUUGAGGAACUGGAGCCACAUAUAGUGUGUGGAGCUACAGGUUAAGAAAUCAGCAAGGCAUUUAAGAUUUCAAACGCAUUUCUGUAACGUCUGAGGAUUUGAAUUAGAACCAAAAAAUUCUGGAACCACUCAGGAGGUCAUUCAGUGAUCUGUGGAAAGAGAAGCAGAUAAUGUCUCUGGCACAAAAAAAAUCACCAGGACUGUGUUUUCUGUGUUUUCUGUUUUCAUUUCAGAUUUGCAACAUCUUCAUUAUUUUUAUUUUCAUUUAAGGAUUUGAAUUCAUGUUAUCUGGAUUAGUCCACAUUUGAUUGAUGAUGUUACAUCAUAACAACACAGGCAUGUAGAGUUCUGCCAAUGACUUAAUUCUUUGACAUACCUAAUUCAUUUUGAAUAUUUCUGUAGGGGGAAAACAAAAGUCCCAAUUAAGUACAGAAUUAUAGUAAAGAAAGUAGACAAAAAUGUUUUUGAGCUUACUCGUUUUCCAAUUUGUAAUUAUAUCUGAUAAAAAGCUAUGUUUUUUUC
This is a messenger RNA of Amblyraja radiata (thorny skate), 5927 nucleotides long. RefSeq names its product protein Wnt-2b-A. Gene Ontology annotation, biological process: multicellular organism development; neuron differentiation; canonical Wnt signaling pathway. Gene Ontology annotation, cellular component: extracellular region. The record is from RefSeq and is a predicted model, not a curated record. Gene Ontology annotation, molecular function: frizzled binding; cytokine activity. Bases 458 to 1639 code for a protein of 393 amino acids. The transcript has 5 exons. Lineage: Eukaryota; Metazoa; Chordata; Chondrichthyes; Rajiformes; Rajidae.